AUGGCAGGGGCAGGGCAAGUGCUGCAUCUAUGGAACGAAUGGGGCAUCCAGGUGCUGGUGCUGCUCAGCUUCACCCUCCAGAUCAUGCUCCUCAUCAUGGCGGAGCUCCGCCGGCGCAUCGACUCCGGCGUGCUACGGGCCUUUGCGUGGUCAGCGUACAUGCUGGCCGAUGCGACGGCAAUCUACGUGCUGGGACACAUGUCUGUGACGAGCAGAUCGCCGGAGCAUGAGCUGGUGGCGUUUUGGGCGCCCUUCCUCCUCCUGCACCUCGGUGGGCAAGACAACAUCACCGCCUACAGCAUCGAAGACAACAAUCUGUGGCUGCGGCACCUGCAGACUCUUGCCGUGCAGGUGGCUGCAGCUACAUAUGUCGUCUAUGUGUCUUCCAUCCUUGCCAGCGGGUCACUGCUCCGGGCAGCCACCAUCCUGAUGUUUGUGAUUGGUGUUGCCAAGUAUGGAGAGAGAGUGUGGGCGCUCAAGUGCGCUGGUAGUAGUACCUCAGAGCAGGGCGGCAACUAUCAACCUCUAAUUUACGUCUCGGGAUCCCAGUACCGGACCAUACCGUCCAAAAGUUGCCCGGAUAAGGAAGAUUACCUAUUGGAUGCUCACCUCUUCCUGGCUGUUCCUAAGAAAUUCAUGAUGAGUAUGUUGCGGGAUGAAGAGGAGCUACGGUUUCAUGAUGUAGAUGAGCAUGCUUUGGAGGAGGUGGUUGAGAUGCAACUCUCCUUGAUGCACGAUGUCUUGUUUACAAAGACUGAGGUGGUGCACAGUUGGUGUGGCCUCUGCAUCCGUGUCAUCUCGCUGCCGGGCACAGCCGUGGCAUUGUUGUUGUUUUAUCUUUUGGGUGAUCAAGGUAUGGGGAGGAGGAGUUACAGUAAAGUAGACAUUGCUAUCAGUUAUGUCCUGCUUAUUGGGGCUGUUGUUUUGGAGGCCAUGUCAACUAUUAAGGCAAUGUUCUCGAGCUGGACAAGUUCGUUCCUGCUAAAACCGAGGAGGGAUUUCAGUAGGCCAGGAGAGGAAGAAAGAAAUAUCAGUAUCUUGCUUGGCCGUGGGAUUACAUCUGUCCGUCGGUUUGUGCAUGCGGCAGAAUGGAGAGGAAGGUACUGGUCCGGCUCCAUGGGGCAGCACAACUUGCUUCAGUUGUGCGUUGGUAGCAGGGUCAGCCGAAUCAGCAAAAUUGCGAGAUGGAUGGGAUUUGAGGACCCGUGGAAUACGCUGGCUUACUGCUCCUCCGUCCCUGUCUCGGCAUUCAUCAAGCAGCUGCUGGUCAACCAGGUGUUGAGUUGCGGCGUCCUUCCAACAAAUGAAGAUCACAUCGCUAACUCAAGGGGCCUGGCCGCCCUGAAGAGCAAGGGACUGUAUGAGGAGCUGGAAUGGAGCUUGGACCCCAAAAGGUCCUUGGAGCAGACCAUCCUUACAUGGCACAUCGGCACUGACAUCUAUCUCUUUUGGUACAAGCAGAAGCAGGCGGAGCAAGCAAAUGCCGGCGGUCAAGGCGACGACGACGCACGGAGGCAGAGGCAAGCUGAUCUCGUCGAGGCGGUGGAGGCGCUCUCCAAUUACAUGCUCUUCCUCCUUGCCUCACGUCCCUACAUGCUGCCUGCCCCUGUUGACCGUGGGAUGUACGUUAAUUCCUGCUAUGAGUUGAUUGGUAUAAUGUGCAGCUCAGCUGAGGAUCUGGCCAACUUGCUGCUGCGGCACUACAGGGAGGAGGAUACGGCGACGGCGACGGCGACGGCGACCCUGCAGUCUGAUAUCCCGUUUGACACUAGUCUGGGUGAUGCACAAGACAGACAAAAGGCCUACCGGAUAGACCUUACAUUGCACCGUGGAUGUAGGCUUGCCACAGAGCUGAUCCACAACGGGAUGCCAGACUUGCCUUCUGCUGCAAUAAUGCCGGAGCUCAUCGCCCAGGUGUGGAUCGAGAUACUAUGCUACGCAGGCCACCGGUGCAGCGCGUAUUCUCAUGCCAAGCAGCUUGGCAGCGGCGGUGAGCUCAUCACUAUCGCUUCCCUUCUAGUGGAAUAUGUCAGCGUGCAGGCCCUUCCGAUGCUACCACCACUGCCAUGA
Molecule: messenger RNA, 2070 nt
Organism: Miscanthus lutarioriparius
Lineage: Eukaryota; Viridiplantae; Streptophyta; Magnoliopsida; Poales; Poaceae
Source: the annotation of a GenBank genome assembly